CGAGGCGCGUAUACUCGAACCGAGCCGCACGGCGAUCGGCCUAUAAGCCAAUAUAAAAGCCAACGGAGACGAGCCGAUAGCGUCACAAAUAAUUGCCACGCUGGCCUCGCGAGCACGCGCACCCGCGACGAUUCACCGAGACAGAUUAUCGGCUAGCGCCAUUUGUCCGCGCUCUCCCGGUCGGCCGAAGAAAAGUUUGCCAGCCGAGCGAUAGUUGCUUCCGAGAUGUCGGUCGUCGACGCCAUUUACCAGCGGAUGAGGGACGACACGGAGAUCCAAGCCCAGGAGACCGGCGAGAGCGAGCUCGCCAAGUUCUACUCGGGGCUCAAUGUCCUCGUUACCGGGCCCAGCGACAUGCUGGGCAAGUGCCUCGUCGAGAAGCUCCUCUUCGACUGCAGCGACCUCAACACCAUCUACCUGCUGGUGAGGACCAAGCGAGGCGAGGAUUUCCACGAAAAGUGUAAACAGUUUUUCGGCGACGACGUUUUCUCGAGACUGCGGAGAAGCCAACCGGACUUUCGAAAGAAAAUCAAGGCGGUGAAAGGCGAUCUGAGCUUGGACAAGCUCGGCCUCGGCGACGAGGAUUACGAGCUGCUGAGGGAGAACGUCGACAUCAUCCUGCACAACGGGGCGGACACGCGGCUCAACGGGCCGGUGCACGAGUCGCUGCGCGCGAACGUGCUCGGCACCCAGCGCAUGCUCGACCUGGCCGCUGGCUGCAAGCACCUCAAGCUCUUCGUGCAGGUGUCGUCGGCCUACGCCCACUGUCCGUGGCGCGUCGUCGAGGAGGUCUUCUACCCGGCGCCGGCCGACACGCGGGCCGUCGAGGACAUGAUCGCCGCCGACAGCGAGACCGCCAGCGGACUGACCAGGGACGCCCUCGACAUGCUGCUCGGCGACUGGCCCAACGUCUUCGUCUUCGGCAAGGCCAUCGCCGAGGAUCUCGUGCAGAGACACGCCCUGCGAGCCCCCUACACCUGUUGCGUCUUCAGACCCAGUCUCGUGAUCUCGACGUACAAGGAACCGAUACCCGGCUGGUGCGACCACAACAACGGGCCGGCCUCGUUUUUCCUCAAAAUUGCCAAAGGCGCCAUCCACGUGGUCUAUCAAUCCGAGUACCCACUGGAUCUGGUGCCGGCCGACCUCUGCGCCAACGCCCUACUGGUCUCUGCUUGGGAUGCUAUAGAUCGCUGGCAAACGGAGCCCGGCGCCUCUGUAUACAACUUUGGCAGCAGCACGGAAAAGCCAAUCACCAUGCGACAAAUCAAAGAUAAAAUGAUGGAAGACCCGCAGGCUUUUGCGACGAGCAAUGCGAGACGCGCCCCGUACGUGAUGAUGACCGGCAACAUGAUCGUCUACUUGGUGUUGCGCUUCAUCUUCGACUACGUGCCGGCCUUUCUCAUCGACCUGCUGACUCUUCUGCACGGGCAUCCCGCUCAAGCUUGGAACCUGGUGCGCAGCUCCAUGACGGACAUGUGCCGGCUGGUGCGGCUGGCCAACGGCAACUACAGGGUGCGCGUGACCGAGAGCCUGAAAGCCUACGAGCGACUGAACGAGCGGGACCGGGCCCUGUUCUUCAGCGACGUGCGCCAGCUCGACUGGGACGACUACUUCCUCACCUACUGGCGAGGCAUAAGAGCCCACGUGCUGCGAGAGUCGACGGACGGACCCUCCUCGGCCUCGUUCGGGUGUCCCUUCGCUGCUGGCCGCGGCUCCUCCUCUUCCUCCUCUUCCUCCUCGAGUUCGGCUUGUCCGCUCGGAUGGGCCGGCUCGUCGAGUAGCUGCGGCAGGUGUCCCUGCAAGUGUCCUUGCAAGUGCGUCUGUCUGCUCGCCGCGCUGGCCUUGCUGGCCUACUACCUCGUCGGCUUGCUGUGGCGCUGAGACUCUCGACGAUCUCGAGCGAAAGACCCGCGAGACCGAUUCCAACUACUUGGACGCCGCCGCUGCCGAGCUGCUAUACUGCCCUGGAGCAGUACAUCGUCCUGCCCGGACCUUAUCGCGCAUCCUAUCGCAAACGCCGAUGCAUGGAUUAUUAUCGUAACUUUACUCGCCCGCGCAACCAUGUAAACUCUGUGCGUUCGUACGAGACAGUACGAUCGCGAUCGAUCAAUUCAAUUCAACUUGUUCCAAUAAAGCUAUUUUACGCAUUAGA
This is a messenger RNA of Trichogramma pretiosum, 2152 nucleotides long. Its product is annotated as fatty acyl-CoA reductase 1-like. Gene Ontology annotation, molecular function: alcohol-forming very long-chain fatty acyl-CoA reductase (NADP+) activity. The coding region runs from base 226 to 1881 and encodes 551 amino acids. Lineage: Eukaryota; Metazoa; Arthropoda; Insecta; Hymenoptera; Trichogrammatidae. Gene Ontology annotation, biological process: long-chain fatty-acyl-CoA metabolic process. The record is from RefSeq and is a predicted model, not a curated record. The transcript has 5 exons. Gene Ontology annotation, cellular component: peroxisome.